Messenger RNA from Mercenaria mercenaria, 1712 nucleotides. RefSeq lists its product as uncharacterized. The coding region runs from base 181 to 840 and encodes 219 amino acids. NCBI's taxonomy places the organism in Eukaryota, Metazoa, Mollusca, Bivalvia, Venerida, Veneridae. The record is from RefSeq and is a predicted model, not a curated record. The transcript is spliced from 8 exons.
UUAAGUGGAAUACUAGGAUAUUCUGCUGUGUUUGACAGUCUCGAGGAUCACAAAGAAAACGGGGUUUUAAACCCGCAAAGUUCAGAUUUGAAAUUUCACGUUGUUGAUAAGGAAACUCAGGCAGUUCUGUCGGGCAAAGAAGCUAUAGAGUUGUUUGACAAGCAAGCGAACAGCGGAAAGAUGGUUGAGUUACAAAACAAGUACAAUGUGAUGAGAGUGUCUCAACAAACCAUGUCAAAAGAUGACGCAGAAGCAGGUUCUAAGAAGCUGACGUUUAUUUUGGUUGCAGUGUCUGUGGCAGAAGCACUUAUAAUCACAGUCAUUAUAUUUAUAGCUCUUUCUGCAAGAAAUAAGUUUAGAAGGAAACUUAAGGCAGCCAUUAUCAACACACCAGACAUGGAAAUGCAUGUGCAUGAACAAAAAGAUGCAGCAAUACCAGGAAGCAACCUAUACUCUAAACAGAAUAAUCCCCUGUUAAAUGCUGAUAUCAAUCCAUGUGAUAACAUCCAAGAAGCUAACGUAGACAGUGCCAGUAUUGCAAGUUCUGAUGACAUUAACUUGGAUGAAAACGUUGUCGACGAUCAGAAUACCGUGUAUGAUCGUAUGGAAGAAAGGGAGGUCACUCUCGACAUGUAUAAUGAUGAUACGUUCCACUCUGUAUCCAGUGAAGAUCUUCUUAGUGCUACUCUGAAUCUUCAUGCCAUGCGUAAAUCUAAAGAAAGUCUCGACAAGAUCAGUGACGAUGAUGAUGAUCUUGGUGAUACAUCUCACUCUCCAAACACUGCUGCAGCAUUUAUAAAUGAAGCCUUUUCUGAAGAUUUAGAGAGUACUGAAAUUUAAAAGCAUAUCGUUGUAUGCUGAUUGCUGAUCUUCGUUCUGUUGAUCAUUUUGUAUUGAUGACUAAUAUAGACAGAAAUGUAUUCAGAUUGUUUUUAUUUUGUAAUUGUGCAGUUUACGUAAAUUAAAAGAAUGUAUAGAAAUGUUUGUGAUGAAAGUGACGUUGAUGAGUUUUAAAUUAAAUUGGUGAUAUACAUCACAAGGUAACGACAAGAGUAUUAGUAAACCUGGAGCUUUUUCAGAAGACUUAAUAUGUGAAAAAAACGUUAAAAAUAUUAUUGGUCAAACCUGGAUUGCAUCAUUCAUUUUUUACCUAAUUGUUUAUAAACAGUGCUUUAUAUGUAGAUUUUAUCUUUAUUCAAUAAAUGUAUAUGUUAAACCUGACACUGUCUUACCGCUGAACAGAAAGAGUUAUUUUGUUACUGCCAAAAGUGUGAUAACUUAGAUACACUUAACGAAACUAAUCAGGUACCUCGGUAUUUUUGCAGUAUCUUCCAUGUGGCAUGUAUAAAUAGCUUUUUUUUUACACAUCUCACAUGUUUAGAGCAAUAUAUCUUAAAUGACAAAUUAAGUUUUCAAUGAAAUUGAAUAGGGUUAGGAUAUCUUUAAAUUCAUUUUUCUACCUUAAGCCAGUUUUCAAAAAAGGUCACAAAAUAUCAAAUGAAUUUCGUUACAAGGCAGGAAAGUCAUGACGAAAGCAAAACGAUUUCUCAACUCUGCCAUAUCAUAGCACUAAAUUUAAAUUUGGCCCGAUAUUUGAUCACAAAAUAUCAGAAAUAAUUUUGUACCUUUAUAACCGCGAUAUGUGCACGUUUAUGAAAAACAAAACAUCCAUGAGUAUUUUGUGACAUUUUGAAAGUCGGUAGAGGUAAUAA